Molecule: messenger RNA, 1331 nt
Organism: Triticum aestivum (bread wheat)
Lineage: Eukaryota; Viridiplantae; Streptophyta; Magnoliopsida; Poales; Poaceae
Product: transcription factor MYB59
Exons: 2
Coding region: 302-1084 (260 amino acids)
Biological process (GO): regulation of DNA-templated transcription
Cellular component (GO): nucleus
Molecular function (GO): sequence-specific DNA binding; DNA-binding transcription factor activity
Source: RefSeq, a predicted model, not a curated record
AUCUUCCUCCUCUAUCCCCAAUCGAAAGGAAAGCAAAAGCAAGCAAAGAGCAUGUAGAUCCAAGACGUGUGCCCAUGGAUGCGACCUCACCUGCCCCUGCCCCUGCCCGACCGCCUAUAAGACGGCCGUCGACCACACCACCUCCCAAGUGGAGUCCUUCAUUCCAUUCCGUUCCAUUUCCAUACGUUUCUUCCUCGAGUCAAGUGGCUCUUGAUUGAUCCCACCACCAGCCGCACCACCAACGUCUUCUGUCCGUAGCUCCUUGGUGCCUAGCUGCUGUGUUCACAUCACAUCUCCAUCGAUGAAGACGAAGCAGGCUUCCAAGGCCAAGGCGGCGCCGUCGCCGGGGAAGGAGGAGGAAGCAGUUGCAUCGGGUGGUUUCCGCAAGGGGCCAUGGACGGAGCAGGAGGACAUGAAGCUGGCGUGGUUCGUGCGGCUCUUCGGCGAGCGCCGCUGGGAUUUCUUAGCUAAGGUGUCAGGUCUUAACCGGACGGGGAAGAGCUGCCGGCUCCGGUGGGUCAACUACCUGCACCCGGACCUCAAGCGCGGCCGGAUGAGCCCCGAAGAGGAGCGCCUCGUCGUCGACCUCCACGCCCGCUGGGGCAACCGCUGGUCACGCAUCGCCAAGGCCAUGCCGGGGCGCACCGACAACGAGAUCAAGAACUACUGGCGCACCCACACCCGCAAGCUCCACAAGGACACGCGCGCCUCUGCUGCUUCGGCCUCUACGACCACGUCCACGUCCAUGUCGGCGGCGUCUCCGGCCACCACGUCCAGCUCCUCCUCUUCAACGAUCGACAACGACAACAACUCGCAUCACGGCCACCGCGACCAAGAGACGGCGGCCAGCCAGGAACAAGCGGAUAACCAGCUGCUCUACACCGCCGGCAUCGGCAUGGACAGCCACCUCCUUUGGAACGACGCCAUCAUGGACUCCUACGCAUGGGGAGCCGCCGUGCCGUCGAUGAUAGUGCCGCCGCCUUCAUCGCCGGUGUGGGACUACUGCUGCUCGGAUUCGCUCUGGGGGAUAGGCGACGACGAGGUCGAGUACAAGAAGAUGCUCGCCGUCGCCGGUGCCUCAUGAUCUUUUUCAUACACAAUCGAUCUUUGCUUAGCCAAUUACUAGCUGCCAACUAGCUGAAGAUGCUUACGUGCAUGCGUCCAAGUCAUAUCCUAGCUGAGACGAGACUUGAUAUGUACUCUCCAUGUGAUCAGUGCAUGCCUGCCUUGGGAUUUAUGCUUUUGUACAUGUAAUCUCCAUGUGUAUGUAUGAUAGAGUAAUAACUACACAUAUGCAUGUAAUUAUUUUUAUUAUGGUAUAAUUUUCAAUA